This is a messenger RNA of Rhagoletis pomonella (apple maggot), 859 nucleotides long. It is a transcript of the gene mRpS24, whose product is annotated as 28S ribosomal protein S24, mitochondrial. The record is from RefSeq and is a predicted model, not a curated record. The transcript is spliced from 4 exons. Gene Ontology annotation, biological process: translation. NCBI's taxonomy places the organism in Eukaryota, Metazoa, Arthropoda, Insecta, Diptera, Tephritidae. The coding region runs from base 253 to 768 and encodes 171 amino acids. Gene Ontology annotation, cellular component: mitochondrion.
UGGGUCUGUGAUUUGCAAAAGUUUUCUCCUGCUUACCAAUUUCGGAAACUAAACGUUUGUUCUAAAUGAUAAAUAAAAGUUUAUAAAAAUUGUAGCAAUGACAGCACCAACAGCAAACGUAUCAGCUUAUUUAGCAGCAAGGCACAUGAUUUAGCAGCACAAAGCACAAAAGAAAACAGCCAACUUUUUUUUUACGACACAAAAAACAGCCGUUUGCACACUGACCGUCUUUCGAUAAUUUACUCGAGAAAAAUGGAUUUGCUGAGAAAGUGUACACAACAGCUGCUGGUGAAUGCAAACAUGUGGCCGCAAGCGCUUUCUGUUGCGUCCACUGCGUUCCAUACAAGUCCUGUGUGCAGCCGCGUGCAGGCUGGCCGCUAUCGUGUCACUACGAAGCGUAACCGUGCGCUCACUUAUGAAAUGGCUAAUCCGCCCCAUUACAUUGCCCAUCGAAAGUCUUGGAACUCAUGGAAUACAUCAACUAUGUUGGAUGGAUUACGCUCUUCGCAGACGGCAAUUGAAGACUUAUUUUUGCGGAAAUUUAUGACCGGUACUUGGCAUGCGCUAGUCGUUUCCGAAGUGAUUAUCAAAAGACAGCACAAUAUGAUAAGAAUAGCUGCCAUUGUCCGUCAGGCAAUAAGCCCGCGGAAGAUGUAUUUCCUUAUUGGUUAUACGGAAGAACUAUUAUCAUAUUGGUUGCAAUGUCCUGUUACAUUGGAGUUGCAAACAGUUGCUGAUAAAAAAGAUGUUAUAUUCAAGUAUAUUUAAAUUGUACAUCGUAAUUGUUGUAUGUACAACGAAAAAAUAAGCUAAAGUAACCAAAUAACUAUAAACCAUUUAUCAGUGCACAGUAAUCUCA